Molecule: messenger RNA, 1485 nt
Organism: Astrephomene gubernaculifera
Lineage: Eukaryota; Viridiplantae; Chlorophyta; Chlorophyceae; Chlamydomonadales; Astrephomenaceae
Source: the annotation of a GenBank genome assembly
GAAUGUUCUAUAGGUUAAUUCCUCCCAUUGGCAGAUAAAGUAUAUCCAGCAUACAAUACGUUGUUAGACCUACAUACAAGUUCUAUAAGCCAGGUUAAAAUGGCAGCAAUGCAGUCCACCGCUUUCGUGGGCAACCGCACUGCCAUGAAGCCGGCUCUUCGUAGCGCUGUAUCCCGCCAGCCUCGAGUCGCAGUGAGCGCCAUCUUCACCAAGUCCAAGCCCUCCACCAAGGUCGCCUACGUGUGCCUCGACUGCGGCUACCUCUACGAUGAUGCCGCUCCAUUCGAGAGCCUCAAAUCCUACUCCUGCCCAGUGUGCGGAGCGCCAAAGCGCCGCUUCAAGGAGCUCCGCGGCAACAGCCUGCGCGGCAACGACCCCAAGUCAAUGGUGGCUCGCAAGGACAAGCUGCGCGCGCAGAUUGCCGCGGAGGGAGGCAACCCGGACGAGGGCCAGAAUGAGUUCCUGCUCGCCACCGGGGCCGCCAUCGCCGUCACGCUGGGCCUGCUGGCCUACCUCACGCAGGCGUAAGGCGGGAGGGGUGUGCGCUGGUGUUUACUUGGCUGCGAGGGAGAGGGGUGAGGGAAAUAAUUUGGCGUUGUGAAGAGAGGGAUAUGGGAGAGGUAGGGUGGGCGAAGAGCAGCUGAGGUAUUACACCGUUUCGUAGCGACGUUGGGAGGGGAGGAGGAGGGUUUCAUGCUUGUUCGAGGCCGGUCUCAAUCCCAUGACCGAGCCUUGGGUCUAUGCUCCUGCUGACUUACUCGCGCAUUGGUAAGUAGGAAUAGGUGGUAUGGCGUCUGUACCAGAACAGACGCAUAUCAGCAUUAUUGAUGAAGGAACGGUUCCGAAGCGGGACGUACGGCGGAGGAGUCAGGCGAACGCAGUACGACUCGUACGGCCAUUGCGACUUCCUCGUAUGAAUGUCGUGACGGGUUUCAGGAGAAGUGAGAAGAGGAUUUAUCAAUAUCGUUUGUUGAGCGUGAGAGGGGUGAGAGAGAGUAAAGAGAGUUAGGGAGCGCGUGUUUUAGCGGAUGAGUGGCAAGUGGACGAGCUUAAGCGUAUCGGUCAGGCGUAGGUCAAGGUAGUCAUGUCCGCGAGCAUUGAGGGCACUGGUUUGCCUGUAGCGGGGCUGUUGGUCGCCGGUCGGCAGUUCCUUGAGUCCGUUGCUCAGUGGGUCCAAUGAGGCCAAUUAGUUUUUAUUCACGGUUGUUAGUCACCUUCAAAGUGUUUGACACACAUUAUGUAUAAGCUCUCGUAUGUCUGUUGCCCGUAAGAGAACUGCUGACCCUUGGCAUCCUUGAAAGGAGGAGAGGGCUCUGCAUGGGGAUGUAUUGAGAGGGCGAGGUAACCGUUGUACGUACGGUACAGGGUUCGCGGUGUUGUACACCAUCCUGCCGCAAUACCGGUAGGAUUCGUACUUGGUUUGGCCCAUGGCGUCCUCUGCCCCCUCAACGGGGCAUCGUUUGUUUGUAACGCGGUAUUUGCAAG